UUCGUGAAAUCGGGUUGUACUCUCAAUUACCAAUUUAUUUUGCAUGCAAACACCUUAAAACUGUUGACUAAAUUUAUAACAACAGUGUACAGAAGAAAUGAGCUUGAUACGAUGUCAUCCCGGUAAAGUAAAGUGGCAUGGGACGCGUCUCUGGGCGUAUCAAAUUGAUAACUUAACCCUAAAUUUAUCCAAUGGCGCCCUAAUGGUCAAUCAGCCAAAAGCGUUUUCUUCUCCCCAAAAUUUUUAUCAGGGACCGAGACUUUUGUUUAAUACAAACUACACUCUAUUGAUCAGAUCUCCGUCUUCGGGUGUUAGAACUAUGCACAAAUCUUCUUCUUUCCAAAAGUCCAAUGACGACCAUUCUCACGAUCAUUCCCACUCCGAAACGGAGUCAGCUCAAUCCAAGCAUACUCAGCAACAUGAUCAGCAUGAUCACAAACACCAACACCAACAUGAACAUGAGAGUGGGCACGGUGGGUUAUCGAUUCUAGGUCAUACUCACAGUCAUCACCAGCCCAACGAAUUACUCUCGUCCAGCUUGUCGAACCCAGCUGUUCGAAUCACCUGGAUCGGUCUUAUUGUCAAUGUGGCCUUGGCAAUUUCAAAGGGAAUUGGAGGAGUGUACUUCCAUUCCCAAUCGUUAAUAGCCGAUGCUCUUCACUCUGUGAGUGAUAUGAUUGCCGAUUUUUUGACAUUGGCCACCGUUAACGUUGCUACCAAGAUUGGUACACCGGAUAGGUUUCCAUUAGGCUACGGUAAGAUUGAAACUAUUGGUGCUUUGUUUGUCAGUGGGGUACUUUUAUUUGCCGGUGUUUCAGUUGGCUGGUCAUCACUACUCCAAGUUUUUGAAUACACUAUGCCAACCUACGUGUAUGAAUUGCUCUCCAAGGUACAGGUUGGCCACAGUCACAGCCAUUCGUUUGAUUUUGGUGCUCCUGAUACCAACGAUGCACACGGGCACUCUCAUGCAGCUGGAGUUCAUGAUCACGGAAUUCCUGAAACUGCUUUGGCGGUUACAGAUCCUAAAAUCCCCAACAUCAAUGCUGCUUGGCUUGCCGGUGGGUCAAUCCUCAUUAAAGAAUUCUUAUAUCAACGGACAAUGAAAGUGGCUCGUCAAACCAAUUCUAAGGUUUUGGUUGCAAAUGCCUGGCACCAUCGGGUCGACUCCUUGACGGCUUUGGUGGCAGCUAUGACGGUAACCGGUGGUAGCAUAUUCGGUUUGGCAUGGUUAGAUUCGGCUGGGGGGAUUUUGGUUUCAGCCUUGAUCAUCCGAGCUGGUUGGGGGAGUUUUAAAGAAGCCUUGUCUGAACUAUUGGACCGUGGAGAGAGCAAGCUGUCUGAAGAAUCGGUUAAAAUAAAAGGUAUUGUUACUGAUUCUUUAGAGGGUGAAGGGUUCAAGAUUUUGAACCUAUCCGUGUUGACUUCGGGUGCAAACUCUAACAUAUUCAUAACCUUGGUAGGUUCCAAUCAAACAAAUGAAACCAUUAACGAGAUCAACGUAUUGGACGAUAAGAUCAGUCAAACCAUUAAGGCCCAAGACAAGUUCAUCAGAAAUGUCUAUAUUCAAUUCAAGAAAAUCGAUGAUUCAAAAUAUCAACAACUUACUGAAACUGACAUCAACACCAAGCAUUGAUGCUUUGUAAACUGGUGCUAUCUAUAUUCUGAAUUAUGAUAAAUAUCAAUUUAUAUACUAUUUACUAUUUACUAUUUACAAAGACCCUUUAUGUACAUGGUAAUAUUAGAUCAAGCCUUCUUUUUAUUUGAGCCUUCGAUAAAGGCCAUGAUGUCGUCCACCGAUUUACUGGCAAUUUCUUCAUCAAUCUUUGGAGCAUUUUGAUUCUUUUUAUUCUUCUUAGACUUCGAAGCAGCUGUCGAAGCUGGAGCCUUGGCUUUAGAAGCAGAUUGUUUCUUUGACUUCUCAUGGUUUUGGUAAUCUAACCAGGUUUUCAAAUUGGUAGCAUAACUUAAACUUUUAACUGUGAAUAAGUCUUUUGGUCCUAAUGCCUUGACGAAAAUAUUAUAAGAAUUUUCAAAUUGAACUUUAGCACCUUUAAAACUAUCAGCAGAAAGCAAAGAAUAUCCGUAUCUAUACUUAAUCAAACCAGUAACAUCAGAAAUUUCACCAUUCAAUUUUGUUGAAAGCUCGAUGGACUUUUCAAAUAACUUCUUGCUUGCAUCGAAUAACUUAAGUUUCGUAAAGAUUUCACCCAAGUUAGCAAAAGU
Molecule: messenger RNA, 2223 nt
Organism: Yamadazyma tenuis ATCC 10573
Lineage: Eukaryota; Fungi; Ascomycota; Pichiomycetes; Serinales; Debaryomycetaceae
Source: RefSeq, a predicted model, not a curated record